Messenger RNA from Phodopus roborovskii (desert hamster), 754 nucleotides. Its product is annotated as odorant-binding protein 2a. Gene Ontology annotation, molecular function: small molecule binding. The coding region runs from base 56 to 754 and encodes 232 amino acids. The record is from RefSeq and is a predicted model, not a curated record. Lineage: Eukaryota; Metazoa; Chordata; Mammalia; Rodentia; Cricetidae. The transcript is spliced from 6 exons.
GCGCCAGAGCAGACAUUCUCCAGGUGACCUGCCUUGUGUGAGAGCCCAGCGACUGAUGAUGAAGAGCCUGCUCCUGACCUUCUUGCUGCUGGGGCUGGUGGCUGUGCUGAAGGCCCAGGAAGUUUUAUCUGAUUACCAGGAGGAGCUUUCUGGGACAUGGUACAUAAAGGCCAUGGUAUGUGAUAAGAACCACACAGACAGGAAGGGCCCCAAGAAAGUGUUCCCGAUGAUGGUGACAGCUCUGGAAGGAGGGGACUUGGAGGUGGAGAUAACAUUCUGGAAGACGAAUCAGUGUCACAAGAAGAAAAUUGUGAUGCACAAAACUGAUGAGCCUGGCAAAUACACUACCUGUAAUGGCAGGAAGACCGUGUACAUUGAGGAGCUUCCCGUGAAGGACUGUUACAUCUUCUACUCUGACGGCUGGCACCAUGGGAAAUAUUUCAGCAUAGGAAAACUCAUGGGGAGAAACCCCGAGGAAAACCCAGAGGCUAUGGAAGAAUUUAAGAAAUUCGUACGGCACAAGGGACUCAAAGAGGAAAACAUCUUGGUCCCAGAGCUGAGUGGUGAGAGCAGGGCUGCCCAUGUCUCUCCCUGUGUCCCCUAUGCCACCUCUGAGUGUCACUGUCCCCAAACCAGGUCUGUCUGUAUGCUUCUGUCUUUUCGGUACUGUACCUUCAAGGUCCCCUCACCUCUCACAGGCUGGCCAGGCCCUGCUUCAGGUCUUGGCUGUGGAGGGUCUGAGCUGCAGGGGUGA